AUGUCGAGACCACAGGGACUGUCAUGGCUCCCGCUGGCCUUCACCCCGGUCCGGGUCACGGUGACCUCCAACGUCCUGCUGUGGGUCACCGCCCUGGCCAUCACGAGCACGGUCAUCGACGGCCAGGCGCAGUAUCCCGUGGUCAACACCAAUUACGGCAAGAUCCGGGGCUUAAGAACACCGCUGCCCAAUGAGAUUUUGGGUCCAGUGGAACAGUACUUGGGGGUGCCUUAUGCGUCGCCUCCUACGGGGGAACGGCGGUUUCAGCCCCCAGAACCGCCCUCCUCGUGGACCGGGGUCCGGAACGCCACCCAGUUCGCGGCCGUGUGCCCGCAGCACCUGGACGAGCGGUCCCUGCUGCACGACAUGCUCCCUAUCUGGUUUACCGCCAAUCUGGACACGCUCAUGACCUACAUUCAAGAUCAGAGUGAAGACUGCCUGUACCUGAACAUCUACGUGCCCACCGAGGACGGAGCCAAUACAAGGAAAAACGCUGAUGAUAUAAGCAGCAAUGACCGUGGUGAAGACGAAGACAUCCACGACCAGAACAGCAAGAAGCCGGUCAUGGUGUACAUCCACGGCGGGUCCUACAUGGAGGGCACGGGUAACAUGAUUGACGGCAGUAUCCUCGCCAGCUAUGGCAACGUCAUUGUCAUCACGAUUAACUACCGCCUGGGGAUCCUAGGGUUUUUAAGUACCGGCGACCAGGCGGCCAAAGGUAACUACGGCCUCCUGGAUCAGAUCCAAGCCUUACGCUGGAUUGAGGAGAAUGUCGGGGCCUUCGGUGGGGACCCCAAGAGAGUGACCAUCUUCGGCUCCGGCGCGGGUGCUUCUUGUGUCAGCCUCUUGACCCUGUCUCACUAUUCAGAAGGUAAUAAAAGCAAUUUCACACCUGCAGGUCUGUUCCAGAAGGCCAUCAUCCAGAGCGGGACCGCCCUGUCCAGCUGGGCCGUGAACUACCAGCCUGCCAAGUACACUCGGAUAUUGGCAGAUAAAGUGGGCUGCAACAUGCUGGAUACCACAGAUAUGGUGGAAUGCCUUCGCAACAAGAACUACAAAGAGCUCAUUCAGCAGACCAUCACCCCGGCCACGUACCACAUCUCCUUCGGGCCUGUCAUUGACGGGGACGUCAUCCCCGAUGACCCUCAGAUCCUGAUGGAGCAGGGCGAGUUCCUGAACUAUGACAUCAUGCUGGGUGUCAACCAGGGCGAGGGGCUCAAGUUCGUGGACGGCAUCGUGGACAACGAGGACGGCGUGACGCCCAACGAUUUCGACUUCUCCGUGUCCAACUUCGUGGACAACCUUUACGGCUACCCGGAGGGGAAAGACACCUUGCGGGAAACCAUCAAGUUCAUGUACACGGACUGGGCCGAUAAGGAGAACCCGGAAACGCGGCGGAAGACCUUGGUGGCUCUGUUCACCGACCACCAGUGGGUGGCCCCCGCCGUGGCCACCGCGGACCUGCACGCCCAGUACGGCUCGCCCACCUACUUCUACGCCUUCUACCACCACUGCCAGAGUGAGAUGAAGCCCAGCUGGGCCGACUCAGCCCACGGCGACGAGGUCCCCUACGUCUUCGGCAUCCCCAUGAUCGGCCCCACCGAGCUCUUCAGCUGCAACUUCUCCAAGAAUGACGUCAUGCUCAGUGCGGUGGUCAUGACCUACUGGACAAAUUUCGCCAAAACCGGUGACCCUAAUCAGCCUGUUCCUCAGGACACCAAGUUCAUUCACACAAAACCCAAUCGCUUUGAGGAAGUAGCCUGGUCCAAGUAUAACCCGAAAGACCAGCUCUAUCUGCACAUUGGCUUGAAACCCAGAGUGAGGGAUCACUACCGAGCCACAAAGGUGGCUUUCUGGUUGGAACUCGUGCCUCACUUGCACAACUUGAAUGAGAUAUUCCAAUACGUCUCCACCACCACAAAGGUUCCUCCCCCAGACAUGACCUCCUUUCCCUACGGAACUCGGCGAUCUCCUGCCAAGAUCUGGCCCACGACCAAACGCCCGGCCAUCACUCCCGCCAACAACCCCAAACACUCCAAGGACCCUCAUAAAACGGGGCCCGAGGACACCACCGUCCUCAUCGAAACCAAACGGGAUUAUUCCACCGAGUUGAGUGUCACCAUCGCCGUGGGGGCAUCCUUACUGUUCCUCAACAUCUUGGCCUUCGCAGCGCUGUACUACAAGAAAGACAAGAGGCGCCACGAGACACACAGGCGCCCCAGUCCCCAGAGAAAUACCACGAACGACAUCGCUCACAUCCAGAACGAGGAGAUCAUGUCCCUACAGAUGAAACAGCUGGAGCACGAUCACGAGUGUGAGUCCCUGCAGGCUCACGACACCCUGAGGCUCACCUGCCCUCCAGACUACACCCUCACGCUACGCAGGUCUCCAGAUGACAUCCCACUUAUGACACCAAAUACCAUCACCAUGAUUCCUAACACACUGACGGGGAUGCAGCCUUUGCACACGUUCAAUACCUUCAGCGGAGGACAAAACAGUACAAAUUUACCCCACGGACAUUCAACCACUAGAGUAUAGCUUUGCUGUCUCCCUGCCCUCCCUCUGCACCUCCCCUCUGCAACAUCGAAGAGAGAGAGAAAGAGAGACGCAACAUCUCCAAACAAGGAAGGUGUUUCAUCCCACUGGCUUAAGACAAAAGCAAACAGACAGAAAAAACACAAAAAAACGAAAGGGCAGCCGUUGUGUCCUUGUAGACCCUUCCCAUUGGCGUUUCCCAGUACAACGAGAUCAACUUCUGACCCCAUGAAAUGUGAAACGUAUACGUUGCUGUUACAAUACUGCUUUAAGAGCUCCACCGUCCAGCAAACUUUAGUGCAACUAGGACAUCGAUGUUUCAAAGGACCUGGAUGUUUCCAA
Hippopotamus amphibius kiboko is the source of this 2877-nucleotide messenger RNA. RefSeq names its product neuroligin 4 X-linked (gene NLGN4X). Gene Ontology annotation, molecular function: neurexin family protein binding; signaling receptor activity. NCBI's taxonomy places the organism in Eukaryota, Metazoa, Chordata, Mammalia, Artiodactyla, Hippopotamidae. The coding region runs from base 1 to 2538 and encodes 845 amino acids. The transcript has 6 exons. Gene Ontology annotation, biological process: presynaptic membrane assembly; neuron cell-cell adhesion; postsynaptic membrane assembly. Gene Ontology annotation, cellular component: postsynaptic specialization membrane; cell surface; synapse. The record is from RefSeq and is a predicted model, not a curated record.